GGUUAUGCUAAGUCGCCACUAUAACUUUUGCCAAUACCAGAGUCUUAGUGUACGCAAUCAACUCACCAAUACUAUAAGAGUAUUCUUACCACAACUACUUUUUUACACGGUUCCCCGAUUGGCUAGCCCUGUGGAUCUAAUAGGAGAGGGAGUUCAAGAAAUAAAUUGAUGAUAGCAAGUUUCUCGAGAA
This is a messenger RNA of Suhomyces tanzawaensis NRRL Y-17324, 190 nucleotides long. RefSeq lists its product as uncharacterized. NCBI's taxonomy places the organism in Eukaryota, Fungi, Ascomycota, Pichiomycetes, Serinales, Debaryomycetaceae. The transcript has a single exon. Bases 5 to 169 code for a protein of 54 amino acids. The record is from RefSeq and is a predicted model, not a curated record.